Lonchura striata (white-rumped munia) is the source of this 6169-nucleotide messenger RNA. RefSeq names its product janus kinase and microtubule interacting protein 2 (gene JAKMIP2). NCBI's taxonomy places the organism in Eukaryota, Metazoa, Chordata, Aves, Passeriformes, Estrildidae. The record is from RefSeq and is a predicted model, not a curated record. Gene Ontology annotation, molecular function: microtubule binding; kinase binding.
GCGCGCGCCCUCAGCGCCGGCGCGCGGGAGACGGCGGGGCCGGUGCGGGCGCUGGAGCCGCCGCGGCGGCAGGACGAUGGAUGCGCCGUGCUCAUCCCUGGCCGCUCGGCGUCUUUCCCUGGCGGCACGGGCUUCCAAAGCAGCUGAGUCUAGGACCUUAAGGAAUGUCACACAAUAGUUGCUGAACUAACUGACACUGAAAGGAUCAGAAAAAGAUGGCAAUCCAUAUUUGAAAUAAACACGUGGACUCUCUGAUAAAAAAAAUGUCAAAAAAAGGACGGAGCAAGGGCGAAAAGCCUGAGGCGCUGAUUGUUGCCCUACAGGCUGCCAAUGAGGAACUCAGGACUAAGCUAACAGACAUUCAAAUUGAGCUGCAUCAGGAGAAAUCUAAGGUUGCUAAACUUGAAAGAGAAAAGACUCAAGAAACGAAGCGUAUCCGCGAAGUGGAGCAACGCAAGCAGACUGUGCAGAUCACAGAGCUAAAAGCCAAACUCCAUGAGGAGAAAAUGAAGGAGCUGCAGGCUGUGAGGGAGAACCUCAUCAAGCAGCACGAGCAGGAGAUGACGAGAAUGGUGAAAGUCCGAGACAGUGAAAUCCAGCGCCUGAAGUCGGCGCUGUGCGCACUGCGGGAUGGGAGCAGUGAUAAAGUACGGACAGCGCUGACUAUUGAGGCUCGGGAAGAGGCCAGGAAACAGUUUGACUCUGAGCGCCUUAAGCUUCUGCAGGAAAUUACUGAACUGAAGUCUGCCAAAAAGCAGGUAGAUGAGGCCCUUAACAAUAUGAUCCAGGCUGACAAGAUCAAGGCAGGCGAUCUUCGGAGUGAGCAUCAGUCCCACCAAGAGGCCAUUUCCAAGAUCAAAUGGGAGAGUGAAAGGGAUAUUCGACGCCUGAUGGAUGAGAUCAAGGCUAAAGACAGGAUCAUAUUUUCAUUGGAGAAAGAACUGGAGACACAGACAGGCUAUGUGCAGAAGCUGCAGCUGCAAAAGGAAGCUCUGGAUGAACAGCUCUUUUUGGUGAAGGAGGCAGAGUGCAACAUGAGCAGCCCCAAGAGAGAGAUCCCAGGAAGAGCUGGCGAUGGUUCGGAGCACUGCAGCAGCCCUGACUUGCGCAGAAACCAGAAGAGGAUAGCAGAGCUGAAUGCCACCAUCCGGAAGCUGGAAGACCGGAACACGUUGCUUGUUGAUGAGCGAAAUGAGCUGUUGAAGCGUGUCCGAGAAGCUGAGAAACAAUGUAAACCUCUUCUGGAAAAGAACAAGUGCCUCACGAAGAGAAAUGAUGAACUUAUGCAGUCUUUGCAGCGCAUGGAAGAUAAACUCAAAGCAGUCACUAAAGAAAAUAUAGAAAUGAGAGAAAAAAUAACAUCACAUCCUCCUCUAAAGAAAUUAAGAUCUCUCAAUGACCUGGAUCAGGCUAAUGAGGAGCAAGAAACUGAAUUUUUAAAGCUUCAGGUUAUAGAACAGCAGAACAUAAUUGAUGAGUUAACAAGGGACAGGGAGAAACUCAUUCGUCGGAGAAAGCAUAAAAGGAGCUCAAAACCAAUCAAGAGACAUGUGGUGGAUACAGUUUUUGGGUAUGAUGAUGAUUCUAUGGAUUCUGAAACAUCAUCUGUGACCUCAUAUAGAACAGACAGGACACCAGCAACCCCAGAUGAUGAUCUGGAUGAGGGUUUAGCAGCAGAAGAGUCAGAGCUGCGGUUUCGACAGCUGACAAAGGAGUACCAGGCCCUGCAGAGAGCGUAUGCACUGCUGCAGGAACAGACAGGAGGGGUCAUAGAUGCUGAAAGAGAAGCCAGGGCUCAGGAGCAACUUCAAGCUGAGGUCCAGAGGUAUAAAGCCAAAAUAGAAGAUUUGGAGAAAACUUUGGCUCAGAAAGGGCAGGACUCACACUGGGUGGAAGACAAGCAGCUUUUUAUUAAGAGGAACCAAGAGCUUUUAGACAAGAUAGAGAAAAUGGAAGCAGAAAACAACCGUCUGCACCAGGAGCUGCAGGAUGCGCGAGACCAGAAUGAGCUGCUGGAGUUCCGCAACCUUGAGCUGGAGGAAAGAGAGAGACGGUCCCCACCAUUUAAUCUCCAGAUUCACCCAUUCUCAGAUGGUGUGAGUGCUCUACAGAUCUACUGCAUGAAGGAAGGGGUUAAGGAUGUCAGCAUCCCAGACCUUAUAAAGCAGUUAGACAUCCUAGGUGAUAAUGGGAAUUUAAGGAAUGAAGAACAAGUGGCCAUAAUUCAGGCUUCCACGGUAUUGUCCUUGGCAGAAAAGUGGAUCCAGCAGAUUGAGGGAGCUGAAGCUGCUCUGCAUCAGAAGAUGAUGGAACUGGAAAGUGAUAUGGAGCAAUUUUGCAAAAUAAAAGGUUAUUUGGAGGAAGAAUUAGACUACAGAAAGCAAGCUCUUGACCAAGCGUACAUGAGGAUCCAGGAGCUUGAAGCCACCUUGUACAAUGCUUUGCAGCAAGAAACAGUGAUAAAGUUUGGGGAACUACUCACUGAAAAACAGCAGGAAGAGCUGAGGACAGCAGUAGAAAAGCUAAGACGUCAGAUGCUGAGGAAAAGCAGAGAAUAUGACUGCCAGAUUCUUCAGGAGAGGAUGGAGCUGCUCCAGCAGGCUCAUCAGAGGAUCCGAGAUUUAGAAGAUAAAACUGACAUCCAAAAGAGACAAAUUAAGGAUCUAGAGGAAAAGUUUCUAUUUCUGUUCUUGUUCUUCUCUCUUGCCUUUAUUCUUUGGCCUUGAUGUCAAUGUGCCUCUUUGAAAGAGUGCCCGACCAUGCAGAUAAGUCCUUAUAAAGGCAAAUGCUUCCACCCCUCGAUGAAGAGAAUAUUGUUUACACCUAUUUUCAAAAGUAUAAAAAUGAACAGCCUGUAGCCAAGACUGCAACCAUCUUGUAUUUUAAAGCCAUCACUCAAAAUUUGUUACCUGAAAAUUUCUGUCUAAAACUAUUAUAUAUGCUGCAUCUAAUGAAAUCCUGUAUGUGAAAUUACAAAAGGGGAAGAAAAAUAAACCGACAACCUACAUCACCUAGGAAGAACGUAAAGGGAAGGAACCACUUUCAGCUGAUCAAGUCAGUGUGUCUUGGGCAUGGAACCAAAGCUACAAUAGAAAAAUCUAUUCCUGCUGUGCAGGGCAAUCAUUUAAAUGUCACCCUGUCAUCUGACAAAUGGAUCAGAAAUUAGCAGAUCAGAGUAGGAGAAACUCAAGAGAUGCUGACAACAAAGUGCUCAAUUUGAAGUGUGUGGCUUGCUGCAGGGACUCCUGCUCUCCCUCUUUGCUUUUAACCUCAGGAACAAAUGACAGCUGCAUUGUGGAAGAAAGAAAGUAAAAAAAAACAGUCUGUGUUACUGGAGGAUGGGCAGGACAGGUCACCAUGCUUUAUGCUUGAGAUUGUUACACAGCACCACCUGCCUUGGCCAAGGAAUGGAAGAAGAGGGUAAAUGGCAUAAGGAAGGUUUCCAGUGGAGUUGAAGCCAUAUCUCUCUUCACCAUCCCACCAUGAAGAACAGUCUGUCUAUUAUCAGAUACUUUUCAUAUUCUUUAAAGACUGCCACUGAGGUAAUAAUGACUAUACUUGGUUUCACUAUUAAGUAACCACUGAGGAUCACUGAAUUGGACCUACAGAGUAGCUUCUGAGAAAGAGAAGAAAUGUUGGAGGACAGGGCAGGGAGGAAUGCUAAUCCCCUAUCCAUGUGACAUGAUUGACAAAGCAUCAGCUUCCAACUGUUUUGUCCCAGCUUGGAAAAAAUGUUUUGGUUCAGCUUGUUAACUGACUUUGUUAAUUGGCUUCCUGAUCAAUGAUACACAGACCAAAAAUGGGGAAAAACAUUAUGAACACAACCUUAUUGCAAAUAAGAAAUAUUGCUAGUCUGUUUAGAUUUUCCACUGAUAAGAGUAACUAAAAUUGUUUUCAUUUGAAAGCAUUACUUACCUCUGUAAUCACGAAGCCUGGAACCCAGCUGUGUUGCCUCCCUGAGGUCAUAGGUCCAUGCACCCAGUACUUUAUCAGAAAUGCAGGUCCACGAACCCCAGUACUCUUUCAGGAGAGUUUUCCUGUUACUAUACCACAUGAAAGAAGCACGAUGUGAGUCGCUGCUAUUCCAAAGGUAAUAAAGAGGAAGUUUUAUUUCUGACUCUAACAUUUGUACUUUUCUAAAGGUGACAGUGGAUUGGAAGGUGAGCAUACCACCUCUCCAACGAACUACUAGUACGUUAAACUUCUCUGCCUCCACAAAGGAAUGUAAAACAAUAGGUUGUUUACAGAAAGUUGUGUGAGAAAGUUUUCUACAAGAAUGUAAACUCAGAAGGUUUUAGAAAAUCCUAAAAAUCAUGGUGACAUACUCCCCGAGAAGCAUAAUGCCUGCAGCAGUCACUGUGAGGGUCCUGUGCUGAGGGAAGCAGUGCAGCCAGCUGCACCCACCUUCCCUUUCUCACUGAUGGGCUUGACAUCACACUUCUCAGUGCCUCUGGUUUCAUUUCCUGGGGAAUGGAGUCCUGCCUGUUCAGACUUUGGAUUCCUGUGGCAAGGCUCUGUCUUCUGUGAUGGACCCUUAAUUUUAACUGGCAGAAGUGGAUUUCUGUACUAGAAAUUAGAAAAUUAAGGGCCAGUGUGCAGGUUGUGCAUUACUUACACUUUCAAAGCAGGGAUCACAUGUACCAACAUCUUACACACAUCAGAAGCUUUUAAAGCUUGUGAAGAGUUUUUUUGAACAGCUUCUCCUUCAUAUGCAUGCAGGUAAUUGCAUUCCCAAGGGUUCAGGGUGGAAUGGGGGCUGGUAGUCUGACUGCAGCAGACCUGGGUCUGCAAACUUUUCAAAGAUUGUUCUUCCCUCCAGGGAGCUGAGCGACCGCUGCUUUACUGUCCUUGCAGCGUAACACAUGCCAUGCCUAAAACACACAUGCUGAUGUGAGUUAAUACAAACUUCCUGCUAUCAGCUAGAUUAAAAUGAGUUUCAUGUCUGUGUGUGUAUAUAUAUAUAUAUAUAUACACACAUGUAUCUAUAUGUAUAUGUACAUAUAUAUACAUAUAUAUGCAUAUACUUAGCAAUUCCCUAUUGUAUAUAGAAAUUAUUGCUGUAGCUUACGAAAGUUACUUCAAUCUAGGCAUGGGGAACUGAAUCAAGAUUAUUUAGCUGCCACAGCUGGUACGUUCUUCCAGGUUUAGUUUCACAUCUUAUGGACAGCUAAUUUUUGAUUUUUUUUUUUUUUGGACCCUUCACUCUCCUUGGACUGUUAAUCCUGGGCUUUCUGCUGUUCCUGAUGUUCAUUGAAGGAAAGGAUUGAGAAUCCUCCCUCAGAUUAGUCACUGCAGCCAACCUCCCCUCCCCAAAACCAACAAGAAAAAAAAAAUCAAUUUACUGCAGCCUUUGAGGACAGCGAAUACAGCCCUGGAUCCCUCCCAUGCAUCCAUUCAAGGCUGUUCAGGAGUAGCUGCACUCCAGGCUAUCCAUCCUGCCACAGAAGGUAGUACAAAUCAGCUUGACCACAGUUUGACUUGCCUUUUUUUUCCCUCAAUGACCAAAUUAUGAGACUUUGAAGACUAUUUUUUGAAUUUAAUCACUUCAGAUGAGGGCCUGGUUAGGUGAGAUGAAUUUAGGCAAUUGUGGUUGCAGUAAGGAAAUGGUACUUGUAGUGUUACCAGCCUGGCUCACAGAUCCAUCCUCUCUUACUGAUGCGCCUGGAGGACAAGUGGGGAAUUUUUUUUAGGUGUUCAUCUUCCAACCGCUUACUGUUAUCUCAGUGGGAAGUAUCCUUGAAAUGCAAAGCUUUCAGUUCUGUGGUAUCCCAUGAGGAUUGCCCAGGCCAGGCUCUCCUGACAUGAGUAGGGCUCAGAGAACAAACUGAUGGUGAUCCAAAAGGUUUUCUCUUCCCCUGCCCUCUCUCACAUCAGCACCUCUGUGGUUUUAUAUAUACUUUUUGUUCCAGAUUUUUUUGGUGUCUAUUCCAGAACAAAACUGUAAAUUACUUGGCAGAAAGACCCUUUAAUAAACACUGGACAUGUACCUGUACUAUAUGUAUUAACGUGUAGGAGAGAAUCCUUAUUGUAUGUAAAGUUUUAUGAAUGGUUAUUUUUUAAUUUAUGUAUUUAAUAUAGGAUUCAAUGACCUCUGGUGUUUUAGUUUGUAUAAAAAAUAAAGGAGCAGCAUUUUUAAAAAAAUAAACCCAACACUUUACGUUCACAGAGA